This is a messenger RNA of Capronia epimyces CBS 606.96, 918 nucleotides long. RefSeq lists its product as uncharacterized. Bases 1 to 918 code for a protein of 305 amino acids. Gene Ontology annotation, molecular function: oxidoreductase activity. The record is from RefSeq and is a predicted model, not a curated record. The transcript has a single exon. Lineage: Eukaryota; Fungi; Ascomycota; Eurotiomycetes; Chaetothyriales; Herpotrichiellaceae.
AUGCCGAUCAAAAUCGUCCGAGCUCUACGACAGCAACCGGGAGUGACGACGGAGCGGUUUCAAGAGGUGUGGCGGCAAGAGGUCGGGCCGCAGGUGGCAUCUCUCCAGACGGGACUGCAGCUGAUCAAAUACGUGCAAAUCCACCGGACGCCGGGCGCGAUGGACGACUCGCUGCGAGCGAUGCGGCCCAACCUGGUGCAAGCGGAAGCGCCGUACGACAUUGUCGACGAGUUCCACUUUGACGGGGUCGAGGCCGACUUCCUGGCCAACUACGGGUCGGAAACGGGGUCGCGGGCCUGGAAGGCGCUGGUCCAAGUGGGCAGCCAGCACCUCGACCUGGGCCGGUGCCAGAUGCGCCUGGUGGAAGAGAGGCCGUUUGUGCUGCCAGGGUCGCCCGACUCGCUCGUGGCCUCGGAAUACAACCACGUGGUGCGGGCGGUGGUGUUUGCCGACGCCUUCACCGUCGACGGCGACGAUGGCGCGCUGACCCGCAGCCUCGAGUACUGGGCUCGCUCGCACGCCGCCCUGACCCAGCGCUGGGCGCCGUCGCUGGGCGUGCUGAAGUACGUGCAGAACUACCCGUACGACGGGCCGGUGGCGGAAAAGCUGGCGGAGGAUGGGGCCGGGGCGUGGGCGUGGGCCUUGCCUAGUAGCCAGCGGGCUCAGGAUCAGGAUCAGGAUCAGGAUCAGGAUCAGGCUCAGGAUCAGGCUCCCAAGGCCGUAGGAGUCGACGCCCCCUAUAAAAUUCACAUGUACGCCGCCGUUUGGUUCAGCUCCCGCCCGCCGCAGCCGGACGACACGGCCAAGCGCGCCCGGCUGGAGAUCAGGAGGGACGAGGACAGUGGCUUCAUGAGGCCGAAUUCCAUGAUGUGCUUUGUGGGCAAGGAGCAUGUUUUUGUAGAUCGAUAUCGGGCAUGA